Messenger RNA from Botrytis cinerea B05.10, 1211 nucleotides. RefSeq lists its product as hypothetical. Gene Ontology annotation, cellular component: endoplasmic reticulum. The record is from RefSeq and is a predicted model, not a curated record. NCBI's taxonomy places the organism in Eukaryota, Fungi, Ascomycota, Leotiomycetes, Helotiales, Sclerotiniaceae. Bases 86 to 1159 code for a protein of 357 amino acids. The transcript is spliced from 2 exons. Gene Ontology annotation, molecular function: protein-folding chaperone binding; misfolded protein binding.
GGGACUACAGUUUUUCUCUUCUUUUGCAAGUUCAUGUCUUGCAUAUCCUGAAAAUACAUUAACGGAGAGGGCAGAGUUCUAAGAGAUGUCUAAUAAUCUUCUUUCUUUAGCUGGCUGGACCUUCCUCCCUAAUUUGGUUACGGGUUGGGUUCAAACUUUAUGGUACGGACUGACAAUACGUGUCGGUGACCCAAAGCCUCAACCUGGUUCCCCAAAAUGGGUCCUACAUCGCCGGCGCAUAAACAUAUUGGUCAUAUCUACGUAUCUCCUGUACACAAUCUACGAAGCCGACUGGGACAUUCGCAAAGCAAGAGACUUCUACCAAGAUCUAGGAGUUCCUCAUUCGGCGACUGAACGAGAAAUCAAAUCAAGAUUCAGGCGGCUGGCAGCCAUUCAUCAUCCUGACAAAGUUUCAUCAUCUUCCCCUUCCUCCGAAGGUUACUUUGUCCAUCUCAAAUUGGCACAAGACACACUUCUUAACCCCGCGAAACGAUUUGCAUACGAAAGAUUCGGACCAGAAGUGAUAGGGUGGCAACAUUGUUCAACAAUCAGAGACUACCUUGCCCAUGGCAUGCAGACGAUCGCUCCUUAUUAUGGCAUCGCUGGAGUAUUCAUGUAUGGACUGAGCCUUGCCGGCUAUUUAGACUGGGGCAAAUACUGGCGCUGGAUCACCAUAAUCAUGCUCUGCGUAUUUGAAUUACACACAGUUUCGCGCCCACACUUCCCUGUUGUUGCAACGAACAUGAUAAAUCCAAUCCUCGCGACAUUCACAUCACAUCCGCCAUAUCUUCCAUUUCAAUUAAUACAACUCGCUCGAAAAGCGAGUCUCACAUUAUACAUUGCGUUUUCCCAGCUUGGCCCGUUAUUACAACCACCCACAGCUCCACAAAACGGAAAUCCAGAAACUGUGCUGAAGCAGCAACUUGAUCGAUUAGAACAAGUUGCAAAAGCUGCAGAUGUCGAUGCGUCUCGACUUCACGCAUUAGAAAUGAUUCCAUUCGCCAAUGAUCCACAAGCGAUGAACGAUGUAAAGGGGAAAGUCAAAGAAUGGCUUGUACAAAACACCAUUAGGUCCGAUCCGGAGGUCAGAGAUGCAAUGGGGACUGUAUUGAAGAGUAGAAGAACGGAUGCCCCAGCCGGCGCAAGGGGUAACCGAUAAACUCACAUCGGGCUGGUGUUUAUCUAAUAAAUAAAGUUCACGGUACAUAUUU